Molecule: messenger RNA, 2348 nt
Organism: Setaria italica (foxtail millet)
Lineage: Eukaryota; Viridiplantae; Streptophyta; Magnoliopsida; Poales; Poaceae
Product: serine carboxypeptidase 1
Exons: 13
Coding region: 561-2063 (500 amino acids)
Biological process (GO): secondary metabolic process; proteolysis
Molecular function (GO): serine-type carboxypeptidase activity; acyltransferase activity, transferring groups other than amino-acyl groups
Source: RefSeq, a predicted model, not a curated record
AUCAAUCGGUAGAGCACUAUGAUAAGCUUCUUAGAGGCCCGGGGUUCAAUCCGAUCCAACUCUUUAUUCUCUCCCUCUUUUGGUCCGGAAUAUGGUUCCACAAGGAUGCACCAAACCUCGACCUCGCCGGAGAACGAAGAUGAACCCUUGUACGAGAAGCUAGAGCGCCCACUUUUUUACAUGGUACGAAAUUCAACACAUACCUAGAACAGUAAUAAUCUUCUAAAGUACAGUGUAUUGUGGUUUGACGAGCGAGACGUGCAUGCCAUCCCUGCCUUUAAUUUGAGAGCUGAUUGGGCGCUUCAGUUUCAGUGGGACGGGUAGGCUGCUACGAGAGGCCGUCUCUUUUGUCGUCAACGUCAGGACGUCACCGCGUCCGCGUGCGCGCCCCGCCUUCAACGAUCGACAUCAUAUACUCCGCCGGCAUUUCUCGCUACCAUCGCCAGUGGCUGCCCCCUGCUCUAUAUAGAGACACGCCGUCCUCCGCCGGUCGCUGUCCCGGCCAUAUCCUCCCGGCCCCCUCCGCCAACCCACCACAUCUGCACAGUACUACUGCAGCAAUGGCCUCUGCGUCGUCGUCCUUCCUCCUCCUGCUCCUGGUGGUGGUGGCCUCCGCCUCCGCCUGGUGCAGCCGCGCGGCGCCGGCGGGGGCGCAGGUGACGCGCGUGCCGGGGUUCGGCGGCGCCCAGCUGCCGUCGAAGCACUACGCCGGGUACGUGACUGUGGACGAGGCGCACGGGCGGCGGCUCUUCUACUACCUGGUGGAGUCGGAGCGCGACCCGGCAAAGGACCCCCUCGUCCUCUGGCUCAACGGCGGGCCAGGCUGCUCCAGCUUCGACGGCUUCGUCUACGAGCACGGACCAUUCAACUUUGAGUCAGGAGGGUCAGCUGGAAGCCUGCCAAAGCUUCAUCUCAACCCAUAUAGCUGGUCCAAGGUGUCUAGUGUGGUAUACUUGGACUCCCCUGCUGGUGUUGGGCUGUCAUACUCGAAGAAUGUUUCAGAUUAUGAAACUGGCGAUCUUAAGACUGCUGCUGAUUCACAUACUUUUCUUCUCAAGUGGUUUCAGCUCUACCCUGAGUUCCUGAAUAAUCCAUUUUACAUAGCUGGAGAAUCGUAUGCUGGGGUUUAUGUUCCUACCCUUUCACAUGAAGUUGUCAAAGGAAUCCACGAAGGAGUUAAGCCAACUAUAAACUUUAAGGGCUACAUGGUCGGUAAUGGUGUAUGUGACACCGCCUUUGAUGGUAAUGCUCUUGUACCAUUCGCGCAUGGAAUGGGUCUGAUUUCAGAUGAUAUAUACAAGGAAGCCAAUACUGCAUGCCAAGGAAAUUACUGGAAUGGUAGCAGUGACAAAUGCGAACAAGCAUUGUCGAGGGUCGAUACGGCAGUUCAAGGAUUAAAUAUUUAUGACAUUCUUGAGCCAUGCUACCACAGCAAGAGUAUCAAACAGGUGAUCCCUCAAAAGAGCAGAGCGCCUCAAAGUUUCAAAGAUCUUGGUGUAACUGGCAAGCCCCUUCCGGUAAGAACCAGAAUGAUUGGACGGGCCUGGCCUUUGAGAGCUCCUGUAAAAGAAGGGCGUGUUCCAUCAUGGCAGGAACUUGCCGUUGCCGCACCCAGUGGAGUUCCGUGUAUGAGUGAUGAAGUUGCAACAGCGUGGCUGAACAAUGAUGGCGUCAGAUCUGCGAUUCAUGCCGAACCAGUGAGUUCAAUAGGACCAUGGCUCAUAUGCACAGAUAAAUUGGAUUUUCGACACGAUGCUGGUAGUAUGAUCAUUUAUCACAAGAACCUUACAAGCCAAGGUUACCGUGCUCUCAUUUUCAGCGGUGACCAUGAUAUGUGUGUACCUUACACUGGGACCGAAGCAUGGACCACAUCUUUAGGCUAUGGAGUCGUUGAUUCAUGGCGACCAUGGUUUACGAAUGAACAAGUUUCUGGGUACACCCAAGGAUAUGAAAAGGGCCUCACCUUUGCUACUAUUAAGGGUGCUGGGCACACAGUUCCUGAGUAUAAACCACAGGAAGCAUUGGCUUUCUACAGCCGUUGGCUUGCCGGUUCUAAACUGUGAAGUUCAUGAAUGCUGCUGCUGCUGAUGGAGGCAUAUUUCUGUCAAACAAAGGACAAUAUGAAGAAACUGGAUAGCCGAUAGAACAAAUAAGACAGUCAAAGGAUCAAAGUUUCUAGCGCCAACUAUAGUGUCGAAAUUUUUUCUGCAAAUAUUACAUCAUUGCAGCUUAUUUCAAUUACAUCCAUUGUUCACGCCUUCAUGGUGUGGCCAAACAUUUGUGACAAUUCUCAUUGACAUUUUGAAACCCCAAAGGUAUCAAUGUCUACUAUUUUGUUCUGAUCUGUA